Vicia faba (fava bean) is the source of this 411-nucleotide messenger RNA. The record is from the annotation of a GenBank genome assembly. Lineage: Eukaryota; Viridiplantae; Streptophyta; Magnoliopsida; Fabales; Fabaceae.
AUGUUGUUGAAUGAGAAGUACACGACUAAAGUGAUAUAUAAAGCUUUCUUUAGUCAGCAAAAGGAUGUUCCUUGGAAAUGUGCGGUGUAUAGGAAUGCAGCUAGGAGAAAGGCAAUCCAUACUUUGUGGAUGUCUUGCCACAAAAAGUUUCCCACAAAAGAAAGGCUCCAUAAAUUUGGCAUGAUUAGUAAUAAUGAUUGUUGUCUUUGCAGGAAAGUUGAAACUGUUGAUCAUCUUUUGUUUGAUUGCCCUGCUACUAGAAUUAUUUGGGAGACAAUUCUUAAGUGGAUUGAAAUUGAUCACAUUCUGAAGAGUUGGUCUGAGAAGCUUGAUUGGCUCAUAGCGAUUUUGCAAAAAGAAGAGUUGAAAAGCUAUAAUCAUUUAAUGUGCUUUGACAAAAACAGUGUAUGA